CCCAGACCGAGCAAGGGAGGGCGUGAUCACAGCAGGAUUUUAUAAGGCGGCCAGCAAUAGCUCCCAGCGCUUCUCCAGUUGGAGCUUCACGUCCUGGACAGUAUGGCCGUUGGCCCCCUUGACCUGUGUCUUUUGGCCACAGUGGCUUUGAGCGUAGACGCCUCUGUCAGCAGUUGGUGGAAUUUGGUGGCUAGGAAAACAGUACCCUACCAAGAACUGAAGGAAGUGACAAAGCGUUUCUCCAAGGCAGGAGUGUUUGACUAUACAACAUUGACAUUGGACCACACCAAAGGGCUUCUUUACGUGGGGGCUCGGGAAGCCAUUUUUGCCCUAAGCACCAGCUCUGUGGAACUCAAGGAAGCAAUCUUUUGGGAGGCUCCAGCAGAGAAGAAAGCAGAGUGCAUCCAGAAGGGCAAAAGUAACCAGACUGACUGCUUCAACUACAUCCGUUUCCUGCAAACCUACAAUAGCUCUCACAUGUACACCUGUGGCACUUAUGCCUUUCAGCCCAAAUGUGCCUACAUUGAUUUGGCCAGUUUCUCCAUCAACAGGCUGUCAUUUGAAGAUGGAAAGGGGAAGUGUCCCUAUGACCCAACCAAGGGACAUACAGGCCUCAUUGUGGAUGGAGAUCUGUAUUCAGCAACACUCAACAACUUCCUAGGCACUGAGCCUGUGAUCCUGCGCAACUUGGGUUUGCGCUCUUCUGUCAAGACGGAGUACUUGCCUACCUGGCUCAAUGAACCCCACUUUGUGGGCUCAGCUUACAUCCAGGAGAGUCUGGGAAGUGACAAUGGAGAUGAUGAUAAGGUCUACUUCUUCUUCAGUGAGCGGGCCUUGGAGUACGACUGUGACACAGAGCAGCUGGUGGCCCGGGUAGCCAGAGUCUGCAAGGGGGACUUGGGUGGCGCCCGCACACUGCAGAAGAAGUGGACAACAUUUCUGAAGGCACGGCUGAUGUGCUCCAUUCCGGAGCAGCAACUCCAUUUCAACCGGAUUCAGGGAUCCUAUACACUGAGUGGGGACCACUGGCGUGACACGAGCUUCUUCGGGGUCUUCCAGGCACGCUGGGGAGGAGUGGAUGUUUCCGCUGUCUGCCAAUACCAGAUUGAGGAUGUGCAGAAGGUGUUUGAAGGACCCUACAAGGAGUACAGGGAGCAAUCUCAGAAGUGGGGUCAAUACUCAGACCAGGUGCCAUCGCCCCGGCCUGGAGCUUGCAUCACUGGCUGGCACCGGCACAACAACUUCCACACCUCCAUGGAGCUCCCAGACAACACCCUCAACUUUGCCAAGAAGCACCCACUGAUGGAUGAGGUGGUAGCACCCCAAGGGAACCAGCCCUUGCUGGUCAAGAAGGAUGCCAACUUCACCCAGCUGGUGGUUGAGCGGGUGCACGGCCUGGAUGGUAAACCCUACGAAGUGCUGUUUGUUGGAACAGAUAAUGGCUGGUUGCACAAAGCUGUGAUGCUGCCCUCAGGUGUCCAUCUUAUUGAAGAGUUACAGAUCUUUGACCAAGCCCAGCCUGUCAAGAGCCUAGUGCUAUCUCCACAGAAGAGGGUGCUGUUUGCUGGUUCCCACUCCCAAGUUACCCAGAUACCUGUGGCUGAUUGCAGCAAGUAUCACUCCUGUGCUGACUGUAUCCUUGCCAAGGACCCCUACUGUGCCUGGAGCAGGAAUGGGAGUUCCUGUGUUCGCAUUGACACCUAUGAUGGGUCUUCAAUGCUCUUCCAGGAUUUAGGAGUGCAGCCAGCAAUCUGCAGCCCCAUGCGUGCGAUCAGGCCAGCAGCCAAGAUAAUUGCCAGGAAUAUCACAGUAAUGGCAGGCACAGACCUGGUGCUUCCUUGCCGCCUCACCUCCAACCUGGCCAAGUCCCGCUGGACCUUCAAUGGGCAGGAGUUGCUUGAAGAGCAGAACUCAGUGUUAUAUGAUGCCCAUCUCCAGGCCCUGAUCAUCUUGGGUGCCAAUCCAAGGCACACUGGUACAUACAAGUGCUCUCAGGUGGAAGAGCGGAAUGAGCUGAUGGCUGAAGGCUAUGCUGUAGUGGUGGUCUCUGGCCCAGCCCUGUCGCUAGAGGCACGGGCUCCCUUGGAGAACUUAGGCUUGGUGUGGAUGGUGGUGAUUGCUUUGGCAGCUGUGUGUUUGGUGCUCCUCCUGGUGGUGUUAUCCUUGAGACGCAGACUGAAGGAGGAGCUUGAGAAGGGCUCCAAGGCUAUUGAGAGCACUCUGGUCUACCCCAUUGAGCUGCCCAAGGAGUCCAAGAGCCCCACCUUCAUCCCCAGCACCACCUCAGACUCUGAUGAGAAGCUGUGGGACCCAGCCAGCUACUACUACUCAGAUGGCUCCCUUAAGAUUGUGCCAGGCCAUGCUGUGUGCCAGAAUGGAGGCACCACCCCUUCUCCCACUACCAAUGGCAUCCCUGGCCAACCACUCCAGUCCCCACCCCUCCACUCGCCUAAUCGCAUCAACCUGGGCAACAUCCGUGGCUCUUCUUCCAACGGCUACAUCCGUCUCAAUCUGGGUACCGAAGAGCGGCCGGACUACAGUGACCUUGCUGAGGAGCUGCGCCGAAAACUCAAACAAAGGCAGGCACUGCCUGACUCCAACCCUGAGGAAUCAUCAGUAUGAGCUGUGCUGUGGACUUAUAUUCUACACAACUACCUCAUAAACAAGGCUGGGAUCACUGCCUCGAAUUCACCAGGACUACUUUUUAAAGAAAUCCUAUUUAAAGACUUUCAGGCACUCUUUUUCUAACACCCUCCUUAACAUCCUCAAUUUUUAUAUACUUCCCAUGGUCCUUUACACAUUCUUCAGUGUUUUUUUCAACUGUGCUUCCUUCUAGGACAUUCCCAGGACUGUUUGGGAAGUAUUUUCAUUCUUCUUUUGCCUUGGAUGGUGAGUCUGAUCUCACUGAACCAUUGAUGGACGGACUGUUGGGCCAAACCCAGGCCUGUUUCUUGUUGAAUUGGCCCUGUGACCAAUGGUCAUGCUUGAUAGGUCAUUGGGAAAAGACAGGGUAGAGCCUGAUUCCUAGUACAAAGCUGCCAUUGGCUCCUUGCUGUUCUUUCUCCCUUCCCCCACCCCACAAUGACCAAUAACUACCAGCUGUUUUCAAUAGAUGGGCCAAGUUCAUUGAAUGGCUGGUUUUUCAUGAAUGGAACAUUGGGAACUAGCAUAAUGGUUAUGUGUUUAUCCCUCCUGUUCCUAUGGACAUGCUGUUUCUUGUGAGACUGGGCUUUUUAAAGGCAAGUGUAUUGUGCUCUUUUCCUGGGAAAAGAGGGAUGUGAGAAUUGAGGCUGAUUCAAGAUGCUACGUGCCUGAGGCAGACAAUCCAUGUGAUGAACCUUCCCCCACCUCACCCCAUGAGAACACACACUAAUGGUCCUUGAGCGGUCUGAGGGAAAGUUCUAUACCUUGAUCUGAGUGGGAAGAUGCACAUUCAUUUCAAUGAGACUUAUGUAGGUGAACUUUCUGCUGGGUUCUGCCUCAUGAGUCAAGCUGGUCCAAGUCCUACUCAGUUACUUUUAAGGGUGCCCCAAAUUAGCCACAUCGUGGGUUCACUCUGUGUGUGUGUGUGUGUGUGUGAGAGAGAGAGAGAGAGAGAGAAAUGGAACUAUUUUUUUAAGUAACUGCUGAGAUUAAACUCAUUUUCCCUCUUGGGGUGGGGAACAUGUAGUGUAGAUAUCCCCAUUCCUUCUGGCAAUGGUUCUUCCUUACCCUUGCAUGCCUCACAGCAACAACAGCUGGUUUCAAACUUCUUCCCUCUUUUUAACCUUUUUUAAAAGACCUGUGUAAAUAAUACAUGAAAAAGGCUUCUUGAUAAAAGCCUCACACCCGACUCCCCCAGUCUCCCAUCAGAUCCAGUGUAAUUUAUUUGUUACUGAAAUAUAUUUAUUUGAUGUAAAUAUCUGAAUAUUUUUAUAUUAAUAAAUGGAGCGAAACAAACC
Messenger RNA from Heteronotia binoei (common prickly gecko), 3941 nucleotides. It is a transcript of the gene SEMA4C, whose product is annotated as semaphorin 4C. NCBI's taxonomy places the organism in Eukaryota, Metazoa, Chordata, Lepidosauria, Squamata, Gekkonidae. The record is from RefSeq and is a predicted model, not a curated record. Bases 103 to 2622 code for a protein of 839 amino acids. Gene Ontology annotation, biological process: semaphorin-plexin signaling pathway; axon guidance; negative chemotaxis. The transcript is spliced from 14 exons. Gene Ontology annotation, molecular function: semaphorin receptor binding; chemorepellent activity.